Leptonychotes weddellii (Weddell seal) is the source of this 897-nucleotide messenger RNA. RefSeq names its product trafficking regulator of GLUT4 (SLC2A4) 1 (gene TRARG1). Lineage: Eukaryota; Metazoa; Chordata; Mammalia; Carnivora; Phocidae. The record is from RefSeq and is a predicted model, not a curated record. Gene Ontology annotation, cellular component: membrane.
CUCUGCUGUCAGCAGCACCAGCAAAGUUGGCCUCAAACUUGAACAGAGCUGAAGGCUCCAGCUUCCCGAAGCUCUGCGUGGGCGUCGGGCCUGCCUCAGCCUCCGAACUCAGCUGGUCCGGAGAAGCCGACCCCGGCCAGCUCCCGGGUAGCCCUUGCUCCCCUGGGGGACGCUUCUGCCCCUGGCCUGUCGGCCCCCAGUCUGGGCAGAGGAAUGGUGUGCUGAGCUCUCUCUGGAGCCGAUCAUCUCAGCCUGAAGCUGGAGCAACCCAAGGCCCAAGCCAACAUGGCCAACCCGUUGCAGCCUCAGUUUCCCUCAGCCCAGGAGCCAGGCACCGCCUUACCCCUGGACCUGCCGGAGAUGGAGAUGCUCCUCACGAAGGUGGAAGGCAAGGAUGACAAGCCACUGAAGCUGUCCAAGUCCCUCUCGAGGGCCCUGGACCUGGAGCAGAAUGGCCACGGCCUGCCCUUCAAGGUGGUAUCCGAGGGGCGCCAGGACACCACACUCCCCUGGUCGGCCUCUCGGGCCAGCUCUAGGCGGGCGUCCUCCAUUGCCACUGCGUCCUCUGCCCAGGACCAAGAAGUCCCCAAAGAUUACCUUAUCCUUGCCAUUGCCUCCUGCUUCUGCCCCGUGUGGCCCCUCAACCUCAUCCCCCUCAUCUUUUCCAUCAUGUCUCGAAGUAGCGUGCAACAAGGGGACCUGGACGGGGCCCGGAGGCUGGGCCACCUGGCCCGCCUGCUCAGCAUCACCUUCAUCAUCAUGGGGAUCAUCAUCAUCAUUGUGGCCGUGACCGUCAAUUUCACAGGAGGACAGGAUGGUGACAUCCCUGCGCUCCCAAAGCACGAACUUGGAGGGAAGCCCCCAGGUCUCCCCACUGUCAGCCCACCUCAGAUGUGA